Messenger RNA from Lytechinus pictus (painted urchin), 2539 nucleotides. RefSeq names its product beta-1,3-glucan-binding protein-like. Lineage: Eukaryota; Metazoa; Echinodermata; Echinoidea; Temnopleuroida; Toxopneustidae. Gene Ontology annotation, biological process: carbohydrate metabolic process. Gene Ontology annotation, molecular function: hydrolase activity, hydrolyzing O-glycosyl compounds; carbohydrate binding. The record is from RefSeq and is a predicted model, not a curated record. The transcript is spliced from 13 exons. The coding region runs from base 421 to 2025 and encodes 534 amino acids.
AGAAACGGAGAAACCAGAAAAUACGAAGGUAUACCGAUACAAAGUCUAAUUCAAAUUCAAAUAAGACUCGGAUUCCUUAGUGACCACACCAUGCAUGCAUAUCAUGUCAAGUAAAGAGUACAAUAUCUGGUGGCAGAAAGUACAUUCAAUUAACUGAAAAGGGUGAAAUGGGAGAGUGUAUACAGAGGCAUUGAACUUGUGUUAAUGUCAUAGGAAAUUAGCGAACGGCACUCAACAAUCAAUAAUCAAUUAAUUAUUAAUACCUGAGGAUAAGAAUAUCUCUGAUUGUGAUCUACUAUAAUUAUCUUCAUUGAUAUCAAUGGUAACAUCUGCAUCUUUCUCAAUGCCCUAGCAGUGGACCAAUAUAUUUAUCAGUUGAUGUGAGAGGAUAGAUCAUUAUUCAUUGAGAUAUUGGGCAAGAUGGCUGUCCUCCUUCGAGUCGUCGCUUUGUUGCCUCUCUUCUUGGUUUCAACCAAUGCAUAUCAGGUCAAGAAUCCUGACAUAUCAUUCUUGGAACCUCAAGGAAUUCGAUUCGCAUAUCCCGAUGAGCCCAGUAUUACUCUAGUAGCAUUCCACUACAGUAUUAACAAACCUGUGGAGGGGGUUGCUGCUGGGGACUACAAUUAUGACGUCAAUACAAAGACAGGAGCUUACUGGGUCCAUGAAAAUACUAACGUGGUGGUUCAAAGCGGUGAUGUGGUUUAUUACUGGGUGUAUGCCCUUAAAGCUGGAGCAGGCUAUACUCUCACUGACCAAUCGUGGACUGAUGCUGAACCUUCACAGGCUCCAACAACAACCACCAAGCCACCUACCAACCCAACUUCAACCGCCUCGACCACUCUUACCACCGUGACCACUGUGAGCGACCCGCCAGUCACCAACCCCUCCGGGGAGACGGCUCCCCCCAACGGUGGAGGUGUUCCAUCACAAUGUAGCAUGUACCCAUGUGACUCAUCAUGUAACUCGUCAUCUCCACCCUGCAAUGGUCUCAUCUUCCAAGAAGAAUUUAAUUCUUUAAAUCUAGACAUCUGGGAACAUGAAAUUACAGCUGGAGGAGGAGGGAACUGGGAAUUCCAAUAUUAUACCAACAAUCGCUCAAACAGCUACGUCAAGGAUGGAAAGCUCUUCAUAAAACCGACAUUAACCGAGGAUCUUUUGGGACCUGGCUCGGUGACAAAUUCAAGAUUAGAUCUGUGGGGUGCUUCGCCUGCUAACCUUUGUACUGGAAAUGCAUGGUGGGGAUGUGACAGAACUGGAACUGCUGAUAACAUUCUGAAUCCAAUACAAUCUGCUCGCCUGCGAACUGUCGAUUCGUUCUCCUUUAAGUACGGACGACUGGAGGUGGAGGCUAAGCUACCUACUGGUGAUUGGCUGUGGCCUGCUAUUUGGCUUUUACCUACUCGUAAUGCAUAUGGAACUUGGCCUGCUUCGGGAGAAAUAGAUCUGGUUGAAAGCAGAGGUAAUGCAAAUAUGAGAUACGGUGACGAAUCAGCUGGGGUAGAUCAGAUGGGAUCGACUAUGCAUUGGGGACCAUUCUGGCCUCUCAACGGAUACCCGAAAACGCAUGCAACAAAAAAUCUCCCCGAUGGUCAAACAUUUGGAAGUGGGUUUCACAAGUACGCACUGGACUGGACUAUGGAUUCAAUGAAGUUUUACGUUGACGACGAGGAAAUACUGUCUGUAGACCCUGGCAGUGGCUUCUGGGAGUUUGGUGAAUUCGCGGAACAAGCACCGGAUAUUGGCAAUCCAUGGGAACACUCUUCAAACAAAUUCACUCCAUUUGACCAGGAGUUUUACUUGAUCCUGAACGUAGCCGUUGGAGGAGUAAAUUAUUUCGGUGACACAGCAACCUACGACCCCCCUAAACCCUGGACGAACGAUUCUCCCACUGCUUCCCGUGAUUUCUGGAACGCUAAGGAUGACUGGCUACCUACUUGGAACGGGGAAGAAGCUGCCAUGCAGGUUAACUAUGUUCGUGUGUACGCCCAGGACGGUCAGACGACCUACCACUUGCGCGACCGAUAGACCGACCGAUAUAAACCGAUCGCUCUUGCAUGACGAAAUCGAUAUUUUAAUUCGACUUCAUUCAUUUUACAUAAUCCGAUUCAUAAACAUGGAUUAUAAACCGAACGUACGACACAAAAAACAGGAAUUAAAUCGUCAAGGUUUUCCAUGGUAACGUUAAAACGAUUAAACGUCACCAAGAGCAUUGUCUCUGGUUAGUCUGUAAAAUGAAUUUGACAACAUAAUUGAAUUGUAAAUAAGACGUUUCUCAAGUCGAUUUAUGAUUUUCUCUGUAAUGGGAUGAUCGGUUUCUCACUAUCAACAUCUGUCUCUAAAAACUCUUUGAUCUUAUCAUCAAAUUAUAUGUAUUGAUGCGAGUACCCCCCCCCCCACACACACACACACAAAGAACAGUUGACCAGGGAAUUACCUGUAUGAAAAGUUCUGAAAUAUUAAACCGUUGAUCAUUGUAGAGUUCUUCUGCUACUUUCAACAUUAUUCAUACCUGAUUAAAUCAAUUCUUCAUAUAUCGGCA